AUGCCAUGGCAUUCCGUGAAUUCCGUCAGCUUCCCAUACAAAGUACACGACUUUUAUGCAGGUCCCGCUGCCACUUGUGCUUGUCAGGUAUUUCUGGCUAGCAUGCCGCCUGGUCGUGAUCCCUUUGCAUCGGAGGACGAGUUUAUUGCGGUGCUGAAUGCAGUCCAGGACCAUAUGUCUGAUUUUCUUACGGAACUCAUGGCUCGCGAUGGUGGUCCCACUGAGCAAGAUUCCAGAGAACUGUUGGAGCUUCUGGUGGGGUGGCUGGCUGUGCCCUCCGAUGGUCAUUGUAUUUAUGAUAAGCACAAACAGUUGAGCCCAGACUUCCUGGUGAACAUUGUACCACCUGAGGAUGAAGACCCUGUACCCAUAGGGCUGCCAGGAAAAUGUCAGAAGUCCCAGGAGUCUGUCGUCGUCGUCAACCUGCUGCCACGUUGUAACAAGGAGAAGGGCCGAGCCCCACCUUCUUCUACUCUGCGCCGUACAUCUCAACAUCUGGCCAAGGCCUUGUCUGUGGCACCAAAGGAACCUGUGGUUGAGGAACUACCUGUUCCUCUACCCAAGCAUUGUGGUCAUCCACCAAAACCUGAACCUAUCAUCUUGAAGGAUGAAUUGGUUUUCGACAAGAAGAGAUUCAAGCGCAUUAUCGAGUGUUUCAGGCUCGACAAGCUUCCAUCCAUGAAGAAGGCAGAAGACCCCAUGCCCACUAUGCCAGAACCAUGUCUCCAGUGUUCCAUUAGGAAAGCUUCCACUGUCGAGAACUGCUUGUUCUGGGGUUGGGGUGUUCCUUGCAGGCCAUGUGAUGUGUCGCACGUGUCUUCUUGCGCAGCCAGGGAUACCAUUUGCAAGAGGGUCUCUAUUCAUGCUCCUUCUGCCCUUGCUGCCUUAUUGGACUUGGUGAGACAGGACUCUCUCCACAUGUGUAUGCCUUCCGCAAUGCUCGAAUCCAUCUGCCAUCGCUGCAACCUCAAUCUUAGGGAGUUCGCCAACACUCUUUAUGAGCUUCAGUUCACUGGGGAGAUCAUGACUGAGUCUCUUCGGGACUCUUUUUGCAAAUUGGGAGGAGGCAGGGGAGUGGCUUCAUUUCGCCGACCCCUACAUUUCAAAUGGUCCAGUCAUGACUCCAGGAGGAUCUUGUCGCAGGGAUUUGGAGGGCUUGGUUUCUCUUUUCAACCAUGCCGACUCUCCUCCAGUGGCUGGUCCCUCAUCUGUGCUUUCAUUGGAUAUUUCAUUUUGAGUGCAAAAAGAAUGAAGUUGUGUUACACUUCCCUUGGUAUGGACUAA
Molecule: messenger RNA, 1284 nt
Organism: Laccaria bicolor S238N-H82
Lineage: Eukaryota; Fungi; Basidiomycota; Agaricomycetes; Agaricales; Hydnangiaceae
Exons: 16
Coding region: 1-1284 (427 amino acids)
Source: RefSeq, a predicted model, not a curated record